GGGUUAACCACCAAUUAUAUCCCCGGAUUUUUUAAACGCUGACAAUAAUGCCCCUCACUUUUAUUAUCGACAAAAAUAUCGUUGGAUAAUUUAAAAACGUGCACCAAAUGCCCGUCCGGCAAGUGAUGCCUUCUCUAUUGACGGAAGUGUGUGAUGUGGCAAAUGGAAAAGCUUGUGUGGCAAAUGGAAAGCUUACCUGGACCCGUUUUCAAAUUUUCUAAUUCAAUUACCCUAAUUUCCAAUUGCAAAAUGAAAACGUGAUGCAUCUGAAUAGCCGUUCAACCAUGAAUGCAGUAGGUAUGAUGAAGCGAAGGUCUGCAUCAAUGGUAGAAGGCGGCAACGAUAGGUGCGAAGACUCUGGUUCGAAGCAGUAUGACGGUAUGUGUCGCUGUUCUCUUGCUGUUGUUGCUCUGAGAUCGAAGAUGAAUGCUAACCCAGGGAGGUGGUUCCUUCGGUGCCCACUAUGGAAGAAUAAAAACCAGGAUUGCAAAUAUUUUCAAUGGAUUGAUGAAUUGGAAGAGCAAGACAUGGUUGAAGAGGUAGAAUGUUCUUGGAACCACAAACCCAGACUAUCUUCAGGUGGAAAACUCAAACAGAAGAGCACUAGGAAGCUGUCCGAAUCAGUGGAGUAUGAGGACAUAGACCCCAUGGUGCUACCUGUUCUUACAAAAGAAUUGAAGGAGAAAUUAAGGAGGAUUGAAAUUCUUCUAAUCAUGAUGUGCAUUGGGGUUGCAAUUGGUGUCUUCAUCAAUUUCUUUGCUCUGUUUAAGAACUGAGUUGAACUAAUGUUAAAUAGUGGAUGAAGAGUAAAUGUGAAUGAUUAGUGUGUAUUUUUAUAACUGUGAAUGUGCCAAAUUUGGUUGAAAUAGGGAAUGACAACUCUUGUAUUGUGUUUUCAUGGAACCUGAUGUGUAUUAAGAAUGUAACAAAUUAUUCAACUAUAAAUUUGAUGAGAACCUGA
Molecule: messenger RNA, 961 nt
Organism: Arachis ipaensis
Lineage: Eukaryota; Viridiplantae; Streptophyta; Magnoliopsida; Fabales; Fabaceae
Molecular function (GO): zinc ion binding
Source: RefSeq, a predicted model, not a curated record